ACACAAUAGGAAUCACAUUCAACGUUUGCAAUUAAUUAAUGAAACAAUUUUCAGUCGAUGAAUCUAAAUUUAUGUUUACUCGUCUAAGCCGUAAUCAACAUGUUAUCUCGCCGUCUUUAAAUGCAAUUUGUUAUAGUAAUUAAAAAACAAAAAGCAAUUAAUUUAACAUUGUUUCUGCACGAAAUUAUACCCUCUGUUACGAAAUACCGCUCAAAGGUUUCUGGACAACCUUUUAAAACAAGAGCAAUUAUAAAAAAUCGACACAACCUUACUUAAAUAUAAUAAGACAGCAUCGGAAAUAUAAUUACGUUAUCGGGUGUCGAAGGAUAUGAUUAUCCCAAGGAGCUAAGGAUCGAAUGAAAUCGAAAGUUUGAGAUUCGCAACUAAGUAAAUGAUUGAAACAGUUGUUUAGAAAUAGUAUAAAAGGGAAGAAGAAAUAAUCCAUUCGGUAGUUCCAGACAGUGUCCAGUUUGUUCGUACGAAACCAUGUCAAACAUGCUCUUGAAAAGUUUAAACAAACUAUUACUCGUGUUAUUGUUCACCAAUAUAUGUUAUGGCAAAGAGAUUUUGAAAAGAGAAGCUUCUGGAAUUUCUUACGCUGUCCAACAUCAGGGUACAGGGACGGGUUUUGGUUGGGACGGUGUUGGCUGGCCUGAACGGUUUUAUGGAAACUCUGGUGCAGAUUUUACUUCCAAAUUUGGAACUGGCGGCGGUAAAUUGGCUUAUCACCUCGGUCCCGGACCUAGCGAAAUAGCAGCUGCUAUAUCGGCGGCUAAGGAAGCAUCAGCUGCAGUAGCUGAAGCUCAAAAGCGCGUUCAGAUAGCUAAAGACGACGUUUUAGCACAGCAACAUAUAGCUUCUCAAAAGGAAGCGGAAGCAGCUUUAGCGUUACAAAAAGCCGAAGCUGCUGCAGCCGUUCAUCGACAACAGGCUAGUGCAGCUGCAAAUGCGGUCAUUGCUGCACAGCAGAGAUUGGCUCAAGCUAAAGCGGAUGUAGCUGAAAAACAACAAAUAGCUGCUGCAAAGGAAGCUGAUGCGGCUGCACUUAUAAAUCAGAAUGCAGCCGCUGCUGCUUUACAAGUUCAGAAAUCUGAUUUUACUGCUGCAAAGCUAGCUGCACUUCAACAAUCUAGUGCUGCAGUAACAUUAAAACAUGCUGCAAUCACCAAGGAAGCCACCUUAGGUGCAACUUCAGCUGCCUUGGCUGCUGCCAAAGGAUUACCUGAAGGACAUCAUCCUUGGCAUUUUACUCAUUAACUUCUUUUGUUCUCACCGUCAUCUAAAAAUACAAUUUUAUAUGUAAUAAUAAAUAUGCAAUC
Messenger RNA from Agrilus planipennis (emerald ash borer), 1319 nucleotides. RefSeq lists its product as uncharacterized. The coding region runs from base 487 to 1257 and encodes 256 amino acids. The transcript is spliced from 5 exons. The record is from RefSeq and is a predicted model, not a curated record. NCBI's taxonomy places the organism in Eukaryota, Metazoa, Arthropoda, Insecta, Coleoptera, Buprestidae.